GGCACGUCACGUCCGCACUUGAACUUGCAGCAGCUCAAGGGGCUUCGCUAACUUUCCGUUCCGCUCUUCUCUUCUUCUCCAAGAAGCCAUGAAGCCCAUCACACGCGUCCUGCCACUACACGCGUCUCUUCUGUACGAUUAUCUAUAAUUCAUUUGGGAUACCCGAUGCAUCGCUGAAGAACAUUUUCCCUGCGGACUCUCUUAAGACUCUGGCUCUUCCCGAUGUGAGCCCAGCUGAGACCGCGUCCAACAUGUCUCGCCGCAAGCAGGGCAAACCCCAGCACUUAAGCAAACGGGAGUUUUCGCCCGAGCCAGUGACGGCAGAUAUCCCCGAAGACCGGGAAAGCCACCCCGGAUCGGAACCAUCCACCCCUAAAGGGGACCAGGACCUUCUCACCUGUGGCCAGUGUCACUCCAGAUUUUCUUUGGCUGACAUCCUAGUGUUUAUCGAGCACAAACGCAGGCAGUGUCAAGGACGCCUAUGUAUAGACAAAGUUUCAGACCUGCCACCGUCACCUCCACGUGCAGGUCUGCGGCGGGCCUGCACCCCUGUGGAAGUGGCCGUUCAAGUUUCGCCCCAUGGAGAGGAGUACUUAGCCUCCACACCGCAUGGAUUACGACCCAAGCAGGAGAAUAUAACAGAAAAAGAUGAGCCCAGCAGCUACACUUGUACAACUUGUAAGCAGUCAUUCAGCAACGCCUGGUUCCUGCUACAGCAUGCCCAGAACACUCAUGGUUUCCGAAUAUACCUGGAGAGUGAACCUGGAAGUCCGUUAACUCCUCGGGUGGCCUCUGCUCCAGGCAUGGGUGGUGACUGUGCCUCGCAGCCACCGCUACACACAGCCCAGCGUGCAGAUAGCAGCCCCUAUAGCCUGAUGAGGAUAGCCAACAGAGAAGGGUCGUCAGUUCCUAGAGAAGGUCGAUAUCCUAGGACACCUCCACUCUUUAGUCCCCCACCACGCCAUCAUAUGAGCCCAGAUGAUCUGGCUUUGGCCCCCCACCACCCAAGCGCCUUUGAUAGGGUUCUGCGUCUUAAUUCGGUACCCUUGGACUCCCCAUCUAUGGACUUCUCAAGACGUCUAAGGGAACUGGCAGGGAACUCUGCUGGGUCCUCUCCGCCCAUGUCGCCGAACCGUCCUAGCCCCAUGCAACAGCUUCUUCAGCCUUUGCAACCUGGAGCUUCUCAUUCUCCCGGACCUCAUUCAACAUCAACUCAACAAACUCCAACCAUGCCAACUGUGAAGGCAAAGUCAUGUGAGUUCUGUGGGAAGUCCUUCAAGUUCCAGAGCAACUUAAUUGUCCAUAGGCGCAGUCAUACUGGAGAGAAACCGUACAAGUGCCACCUGUGCAACCAUGCUUGCACUCAAGCCAGCAAGUUGAAGCGCCACAUGAAGACUCAUCUGCACAAAUCCUCCUCCACUACCUCUAAAUCUGAUGAUGGUCUUUCAACUGCCAGUUCUCCGGAACCAGGAACAAGUGAUUUGCUAAGCAGUGCCACCAAUGCUCUCAAAUCUGUGGUGGCAAAGUUGAAAAGUGAGAACAAUGGCAUGAUCCCUGAAAAUGGACAGGAGAAGGAAGAUGACGAAGAUGAUGAGGAGGAGGAUGAAGAGGAAGAAGAGGAGGAGGAAGAAGAAGAAGAAGAGGAGGAAGAGAAUGAUAGUGAGGCAGGAGAGAGGGAUGACAUUAUCUUUAGCUUGAGCCUAGAAGGUGCACGCCACCAUGAGAACAAUAGACAAUGUCACAACAAAAGUUCGGAGGCAAUUCAGGUUUAUCGAGACACCCUAAACCUGUACAAACAAGGUGACCAUAGAUCAACUAGCGAGACAGGUGGUGAUAACUCCCCAAAAGACCAAGUCAAGGAGGGAAAUGGACCCAUGGUAAAUGGUACGGCCUCCUACCUAAAUGACGACCUCUCUCGUAAACUUCUUGCUGGAAGUCCAGGAUCCGACAGUCCUCUCUCGAAACGCAUAAAGAUUGAAAAAGAUAUUGAUCUACCUACUCCUACAGUCCCCAACACUGAGAAUGUGUACUCUCAGUGGUUGGCUGGAUAUGCCGCAUCCCGCCAGCUCAAGGAUCCCAUCCUCAACUUUGGGGACUCAAGACAAUCGCCUUUUGCCACCUCUUCAGAGCACUCCUCGGAGAAUGGCAGUCUCAGGUUCUCCACUCCACCUGGUGAGCUGGAUGGAGGGACAGCAUCGGGGUGCAGUGGAACGGGAAGUAGGGCCAGUACGCCCCACCUCCCCACUGGUCGACCCAGCUCCAAGGACAGCCGCCGUAGUGACAUGUGUGAGUUUUGCGGCAAAGUCUUUAAGAACUGCAGCAACUUGACAGUGCAUCGCCGCAGCCAUACCGGUGAGAGACCGUACAAGUGUGAGCUUUGUAGCUACGCCUGUGCUCAGAGCAGCAAGUUAACACGACACAUGAAGACGCACGGACAGACGGGCAAGGACGUUUACAAAUGUGAGAUAUGCCACAUGCCUUUUAGCGUCUACAGCACUCUGGAGAAGCACAUGAAAAAAUGGCACAACGAUCGACCAUUGAGCAUCGAAAUUAAAACGGAGUAGAUUUACGACAUAUUUUGCAGUCCUAGAAUAAUAUUUAAGGCACAGCGUCAGAGAAUUAUGCUGGGCAAAAAUUGACGCAAGACUUUGAGCCUCUCUAAUGUGCAAUAACUUAAUGUUUUGUACUUUUCUUACUGGUUGGCAUGUUUUAGUGUGUUAGCUUGAUUAAUAAGCAUUAGUUGUGUUGCUGUUGGUACUGUCUUUUAUCGAAUGGAACAUUUCAUGCUGCAAACAAUUAUUUUUACGUGUCAUACCUAGUGUUUUGUCAUUUAAGCUUGUAAUCUUUUGACUACCUACAUUCACACUGGGGUUUACACUGUUAAUAGGGGUAUAGAUGAACUAUAGGGUUACCAGCGGAAGUUUGAACAGUAACAUUUUAGUCAAAUACUAAACUUAUUUGAUUUUUUAUUGUUGCUUGUGAAAAAGAGUGCCUUGGGUGUCUUUAAAGCGUCUGUGAUUUCUGCCAUUUGCCAUAAGCCUGGGAAUAUUGUUCAAUGCAAAAUAAGGUUCUUGCAUCAAGUACCUAUUGUGAAUUCACUAAUUGCAGGAAUCCAGUAUAAGUUCUUGUGUAUAUCAUUUACUAGUAUAACCUAUUGUGUUCAUUUAAGUACAAUUCUUUUGUUGGCAUGUUCAUGCCCUUUGGCUUGGAGAGAUUUUAUCUUGUAUUUUGGUAUCAAACUGACUGGUACAUUAGUAUGUUUUCUUUUAACAUAGGGUCUCGAUGUUUAUUUGGGUUUUCUAUGAAGGUUUUUAGAAAGUAGCCCUGAAUAUGUGUUUCACUCAGUAGAAAAAAGCCAAUUUUUUGGACUAUACUGAUACAUUUCUAUUUGGUGCAUGGAACAAAAUGCAUAUUAAUAAUGUAAAUAUGUCAGUUAUGUCAAAGAAUCAAUUUCUUGACAGGGUCAUUCGUGAAAGUUUAACAAUAUAUCUUUAUAGUCCCUGAAUAAGCUUCUUUUUUCAGGAUUGAAAAUCCUUUGAAUUUCAAAUUGAGCUCAGAUCGAUUAAAAAUAGAAAUAGUUUAGGGAGGCCAGUUUUGAUGGAGCAAUGCAGUAAUGUAUUUCAGGACAUUUACACAUUCUUGGAUGAAAGUCUGAACACUUUACCGUUAACUUGCUUGAUAAAGGUUAUUUCCAUAACGUUUUCUUGGUAACACUCUACAGUAAGGUUAUAUUCAUUAAUUUAUAGUUAUAGUUAACACAAUAGUUAACAUGAUCUAACAAUGAACAAUACUUUUACAACAUUUAUUAAUAUUGGGUUAUGCUAAUUUGUACAUAAACUAAUACAUUUUUCAAUUAAAGUUGUAUAUGUUACUUUUAGUUAAUGCAAUAAGGACUAAUAUGACUUUGAUAAAUUAAUAUUAGCCAAGAUUAAAAAAUUCUGUAAAAUCAUCAUUUAUUAUUAUUUCAUGAUAUCUAAUGCAUUAAAUAAUUUUAAUGACUAGAACCAUAUUGUGAAGUGUUACCAUUUUCUAUAACACAACACUCUGCAGUUUCUAAAGCUAUGUACUGUAUAUACCCCUGUCUAAUAGUAUAAAGCACUUAGCCAACGUUACACAUAUUUUGUGCCCGCCGAGUUGACAUUCAGACUUUUUAUUCUCUACAUUAUCCCAUAGUGAAUUUUAUGAAUAGCACUUGCCACUCAGCCUAAAACUCUGUAUCUGUCCUGCUAAUCUACGGGCAGGUGGUUGAGUAUAAAACAAAACCGCUCUCCAAUAGCACGAAAACCUGCACUGUUUUGUUUUUAAUUUUUUUUCUUGUUUACAAGACACACUUGAGAGAAACUUCCUCUCAUAUCAACAACUUGAUGAGGUGUCAUCACAUUUUGUAAAAUACAGUUAGAUUAUAAUUCUUGGCCAGCAAAAAAGGAAAUAAAAGAAAAACAAAAAAGAAAGAAAAAGAAGACUUGAUUUAGGAACUAGAUGUUUAAUUGGGACAGUGUAUGUUUAAUUCUCAGUUUAUAUACUCCAAACUAUCUGCUUAAACAGCCAUGAUAUUUUUUUAAGAAUUAGAUGUUUUGGGGUUUCUUUUUGCAAAACUUUGGUGUUUUUAACAGGAAAUUCAUUUAAAAUGUUCAAUUUUUGCUGCCCAUCUUUAUUUCUUUGUGAAUUACAAUGUACUAUGUAAAUACUAAAUGUUAUUGAGAUUUUUGUUUCUUCUGGUCCUGUUUUUUUUCUUUGCCAUCCACAGUUAACCAGGAUGAGAUUGUAGGAGUACAUUUGACAUUUUAUAGGGCCGACUUACUGUCAGUCAAAAGCUAUUGUUUGCCACAUCAGUGUGUAGAGCAGAUCUUGAUUUAAAUGUUCAUCGAGAGUAGUCAAGAUAGUAUUUAUGUAGAGGAUAGAAUCCCAGACAGUUCCUUAUUCACUUUAAAGGUACAAAAAUACCUGUAGUCAAUUUCAACAUGCUGCCACCAUUUUUUGUUUUCUCCUUAAUUUGGCAGGAUAAUAUAGAGUGAAACGUUUUAAUGUAUGGAUCUUGAAAAUGAGUUUCUAAGAAAUAGCUAUGUGGGGUUUACAUGGAUAAAAGGCUAUACAAUGGUCUGUUGUACACAAUCCUCUCUGACCUGUCACGAUGAUGAGGAACAGGUGGUUAUAUGAUCUCUGGCCUUUGGAUAUGCAGUAAAGUUUGUUAGAUUUUGGGUUUCCCUCUUUAUUUUGAACUGUCACAGUCUCCCCCCACAACCUGAAACAUUCCAGUCAUCUUUGAAAGAAUGGAUGUCAUAUGCAAUGAAU
Messenger RNA from Myxocyprinus asiaticus (Chinese sucker), 5292 nucleotides. RefSeq names its product B-cell lymphoma/leukemia 11A-like. Gene Ontology annotation, biological process: negative regulation of dendrite development; regulation of transcription by RNA polymerase II. Bases 252 to 2564 code for a protein of 770 amino acids. The record is from RefSeq and is a predicted model, not a curated record. Gene Ontology annotation, molecular function: DNA-binding transcription factor activity; RNA polymerase II cis-regulatory region sequence-specific DNA binding. The transcript is spliced from 3 exons. Lineage: Eukaryota; Metazoa; Chordata; Actinopteri; Cypriniformes; Catostomidae. Gene Ontology annotation, cellular component: nucleus.